This is a messenger RNA of Chionomys nivalis (European snow vole), 2660 nucleotides long. RefSeq names its product zinc finger protein 26-like. The transcript is spliced from 5 exons. Gene Ontology annotation, biological process: negative regulation of transcription by RNA polymerase II; regulation of cytokine production; regulation of immune system process. Lineage: Eukaryota; Metazoa; Chordata; Mammalia; Rodentia; Cricetidae. The record is from RefSeq and is a predicted model, not a curated record. The coding region runs from base 239 to 1861 and encodes 540 amino acids.
UGCCCUCCUCUGAGCCGUCGGCGCUUUCUUGGGCUGUUCGCGGGCGAGCGCGACCCCCAUUCCGUUUUCUUCCAAAAGGAAAAGGAUUUACGCACGUUGGGUUUUGGUCUUAAGUCUUCAGGAGUUGGAGGAUCGGAAGUGUUCACUUGGUUGAGAACAGGAAAAUGCUUUAAACAAACUCAAACAUUUAAUAUAUCAACAGGAUUUGCUGAGAGGACAUAUUUUCUGAGAUAUAUAAAUGGACUCAAUGACCUUUGAGGAUGUGGCUGUGUACUUUACCAAAGAAGAGUGGAAUUUAUUGGAUGGAUCUCAGAGAAGCCUCUACAGAGACGUGAUGCUGGAGAACUACCAGAACCUGGCCACAGUAGAAAGGAAAAUGAAUCUUGAGACAAAAGAGACAGAACUUCAGCUGGAGAGUUUUUGGCCAGAUAUAUCAAAUGAGACACAACUGGCAAGAUUAACAAAGGCAGGAAGCCACAGUGAAGGGGAGCUCUGUUACUCUAAGGAGACUGGAAAAUUCUUCAGUGAACACCCAUACCUUCAGACACAUAUGAAUAUUUGCAGUACAGAAAAUAUUUCUGAAUAUAGUUGGUCUAGAAAAGACUUACUUCCUUCAGUCAAGAAAGCCUCUAUUGAAGAGAAACUUUCUGUGUCGAUUCAAUGUGAAGAAGCCUUUGCUCUGACCCCAGGCAUUGUUUACCAGAAGACACGCAUUCCGCGCAAUUCCAUUGCAUGCAGUGAUUUUGGGAAAGCCUUUGUUAAUCAGUUGCAACUUAAGGCAGACAGCAAAGCUCACAGUAAAGAAAAUUUCUAUGAAUGGGAAGAAAGUAAGAAAGUUUUUACUCAGUCCACAAAUUGUUCUGCUUCAGAGAAAUGCUCUGAAGGUAAGGGACGUGGGAAGGCCUUUACUGCACACUCAGGCCUGACUACACAUGUACAAAGUCAUAAAAGGCAGAAAUCUUAUGAGUGCACAGAGUGUGGGAAAGUGUUUGGUAAAUGGUCAGGACUUACUGAGCAUUCUAGAAGUCACACAGGAGAGAAACCUUUUAAAUGUAACCAGUGUGAAAAGGCUUUUUCUUCUUCAUCCUAUCUUACUGCACACUUGAGAACUCACACUGGAGAGAAGCCCUUUGAGUGUACAGUGUGUGGGAAAGCGUUUACACGUUCCUCCUACCUUCGGAUUCACAUGCGAACUCACACUGGAGAAAAACCCUACAUCUGUAAGGAGUGCGGGAGAACCUUUGCUGUGCGCUCAUGCCUUAAUAAACAUUUACGAACACACACUGGGGAGAAGCCUUACGAUUGUAAGGAAUGUGAGAAGGCAUUUACUAGCUUUUAUCAACUAACUGAACAUAUGAAAAUUCAUACUGGUGAGAAACCCUUUGAAUGUCAGGUGUGCACAAAAUCAUUUAGGAAUUCCUCAUGCCUUAAGAAACACUUCCAAAUUCACACUGGAAUAAAACCAUUUCAAUGUAAGGAAUGCGGGAAAGCCUUCACUGGACGGACUACCUUUACCAAACAUGUACUGACACAUACUGGGGAGAAGCCCUAUGAGUGUAACGAAUGUGAGAAAGCCUUCAGUACCUCCUCAGGCCUUAUUGAACACUUAAGAAGUCACACGGGAGAGAAACCCUUUGAAUGCUAUCAAUGUGGAAAGGCCUUUGCAUCUUCCUCGUAUCUCACUGUGCACCUGAGAAUUCACACCGGGGAGAAGCCAUUUGAGUGUCCAGUGUGUGGGAAAGCAUUUACACGGUCUACCUACCUUUGCAGACACAUGAAGACUCAUAGGGAGAGAAACCCUAUACAUGUAAGGAUUGUGGGAAAGCCUUCAGUGAGUGCCCAUGCUUUAACAGACACAUAAGGACACUGGGGAGAAGCCCUAUCUGUGUUAGCAAUGUGGGAGAGCAUCAGGUUUUCUUAACUUCCUCAACAUAUUAAAAUUCAUAUUGGUGAGAAGCUUUUGGAUAUCAGAUAUGUACAAAAUUUUAGAAAUUUGCAUGCCUUAAGAUGCCCUUCCGAAUUCACACUGGACUAAAAUCCUAUCAGUGUAAGGACUGUGGAAAAGUCUUUGGUGGCCACACUGGCUUUGCUACAAUUGUAGUCACUGACAAUGGGAGAAAGUCAGAUGAAUGCAGAGAAUGUCAGAAUGCCUUCACUCCUUCCUCAUAUUUUUAACAUCUAAGAAAUCACACAUGAGAGAAAUCCUUUGACUGUGAACAGUGUGGGAAGGCCUUGUUUCCUCCUCCUCUCUUAAUGUAUAUUCGAGAACUCAUACUGGAGAGACACCCUUUGAAUGUACAGUAUGUGGUAUAAAAUUUAGGUAGUCCAAUUUUUGUAGCUACAUGAGCAUGCGCACAGGAGAGUCACCCUAUCUAUGUGAACAAUUGCAGAAGAGAAAAACACUACUGAUUUGUGAUAAGUCUAGCAGUUACAUGCCUGCUAACUAGUUUAAUUAAUGCUCACCUGUGAUCUCACAGUAGAGAAUAGUAGAACUAAAAGAAAUGUGUGACUCACACUGAAGACAAACUACAUAUAUGAACUAUGGCAAAUGCUUCCAUAUAUUUUCAAAUCUCCUGUGUGCACAGAACCAUGGAAUUUUUAGGUGUCUCUAUAGGUGUACUUCUAGUGUUUUGAAUACUUCAAUGUAUGUGUACUAAUGA